Colletotrichum lupini is the source of this 237-nucleotide messenger RNA. RefSeq lists its product as uncharacterized. Lineage: Eukaryota; Fungi; Ascomycota; Sordariomycetes; Glomerellales; Glomerellaceae. Bases 1 to 237 code for a protein of 78 amino acids. The record is from RefSeq and is a predicted model, not a curated record. The transcript is spliced from 2 exons.
AUGCCGAUUCCCACAGUGCCACUUCCAUGCAGCAUACAGGCUGUUCGAAAAACGACCCAAAUCGAGGUGGCGGAUCAAGGCCGUGAAAAUCUAUCGCACCUUUCUACUACUUUGAGAACUCAAAAAGAUCGACAACGCUUAAUUCUGCACCUUCUCUACUACAUUGAAAUCCUGCAGUGCGUCAAAGCUACCGUGGAGCUCAUCGGCGACGGUUUAGGCUUCCCUCCAGAGUCCUAG